Yamadazyma tenuis ATCC 10573 is the source of this 1710-nucleotide messenger RNA. RefSeq names its product tRNA (uracil) methyltransferase (gene TRM44). Lineage: Eukaryota; Fungi; Ascomycota; Pichiomycetes; Serinales; Debaryomycetaceae. Gene Ontology annotation, molecular function: tRNA (uridine) methyltransferase activity. The record is from RefSeq and is a predicted model, not a curated record. Gene Ontology annotation, biological process: tRNA methylation.
UUUCUUUCAUUCAAAUCAUCAUUCUAAUCAUGAAAAGACGCAGUAAAAAAGACGACGGACUGAGUUUGACGUCGACUAUCAAAACACACUCCAUAUUAGGUGAUGUAUGGGUUCCAAUUUAUGAAACUCCUGUUGAAUUCAGUAGCAGCCAUUUUGAAACAGCCAUGUUAAAUAUCAUUAAACAGCCGAAUAUCAACUCCACUGUGAUUAUGAGAGCAGAUAUUUUGAAGGAAAACAUAUAUGAUCCAGAAAAGGGUGAUACCAUGUUCGUUAGUAAAAAUAUAAAAACAUUGCCCCUGUUUCCUGAUCAAGAUGAAUCUGAUACAUUAUUAUAUCGAAAUUAUGAUGAUGUAGAGUUGAGACAUAUUCCGUUGGAUGACAGUGCCAUUAAAUUCAAACCUAAAUGCCAAGUCGUGAGGAGGGUGAUACCACGUAACCCUUUCAAAGAUUAUAUCAUCAACCAGACGUCCGUCAUCUUAAGUGAUGAUUCCAAUAGAUCAUUAAUGGUCGUUUACAUUCCUCAUAUUGAGAAGGAAGAUGAGACCCCAUUUUAUCUUCCUCCCGUACAUGGAAUUGCCAUACUUUUCCAUGAUGACAAACUUUCCAUCCACUACUUGCCAUUCAACUACACAGACCCAUCUGAAAGGUCGAAACUUAGAACGUUGGAUCCUAAUGAGCGUUCUAUUCGGAUUGCUAUGAGAUUGCUUCUAACAUCUAGAAAACACUCUCAGGGUUCUAAAGAUGGAUAUGAGAAGCGUGUGGUCCACGACUUGGUGGUACCCAAAGAAGCAUUUCAAAAUCGGUACAUUAGCUUGAAGAAAAAGUACUCGUCGGCAUUGGUGAACAGUUGGGCAGAGAAAACUGAUCCCAAGAAGCAUGUUUUUGAAGAUUUGGCUAUCGCAGCGUUUUUGAUAGAACUCUGGAAGUUGAAAUAUGAUGGAAGGCCUUUCGAAUUUAUGGACCUUGGAUGUGGAAAUGGAUUAUUGGUGUACAUAUUGCAUAUGGAAGGAUAUAAGGGAAGAGGUAUAGAUGCAAGAGCCAGAAAGUCUUGGAUUACUUAUCCAGCUGAAACUCAAGAGUGUCUAGAAGAAAAGAUCAUUAUUCCACAUGUUCUUUUGAAGUCGAAUACUCAAAAGGAUAAAUACUUCCAGAUUCCAGAUUCCCACGACCCAACUCUCAUGACUUACCACUCUUCUUCCAAGCUUAUGGCUUCAAAAAAUGUAUGCAUCACCAAUGAGUUCAAGGAAAAUACCUUUAUAAUCGGUAAUCAUUCGGAUGAAUUGACCUGUUGGAUUCCUUUGUUAGGUUAUUCAUUUCUCGUGAUUCCAUGUUGCUCUCAUUCGUUAUCUGGAGCCAAAAAGAGAUACACUCCGAAGAGCUCUGGAGCUUUAUCAACGUAUGGAGCGUUAGUUGAACAUGUGGAAGAGUUGUCCAAAACUAUGGGCUGGAUAGUUGAGAAAGAAAGCUUGAGAAUCCCCAGCACCAGAAAUGCAGCUGUCAUUGGGUUUAAUAAGCAUUCCAAAUACAAAGAUGAUACUCAAGAAACGUUUGAUUCACGAGUCAUGGAUGUCGCUAAUAGAGAGAAAAAUUUAGACUCGUGGGUUGAGAACUCCAUUAGUUUGAUGAAGAAAGCCCCCAGAGAUCACUAACAGAGGGCAUAGACAUUAUCAUAGAAGAGUAGUUAGUAUAAACAUAGAUCGUAAUUGGUUG